Dermacentor silvarum is the source of this 2566-nucleotide messenger RNA. Its product is annotated as RNA-binding protein 7. NCBI's taxonomy places the organism in Eukaryota, Metazoa, Arthropoda, Arachnida, Ixodida, Ixodidae. The record is from RefSeq and is a predicted model, not a curated record. The transcript has 3 exons. Gene Ontology annotation, cellular component: nucleus. Gene Ontology annotation, biological process: regulation of alternative mRNA splicing, via spliceosome. Bases 273 to 1058 code for a protein of 261 amino acids. Gene Ontology annotation, molecular function: single-stranded RNA binding.
CUCUGCUUCCGUACGCGUUUAAACUAAAGUCAUUCAAUUGCAGGAAGUUUUUCCCACGUUCGUGCCAUUUUAAUGCAAUUUAUUCUGCUCGAUUAAUGUGUGAACAGGAAUGGACAGUUAUUGACUAUUUGUGACUUCAAUCUGGAUGGGGCACGGCGAGAACUAAUUGUCCUACGUCGAAUUCCGACAUCCGGAGCGUCCUGUGCUUGACGCGAGCUCGUAUCAGAGCGCUAACGUAGUCGUUUGGUUGGUUUAUUUCGCUACUUGCUUCUAUGGAUAUAGAUAGGCGAGAUCGAACUCUCUUCUGCGGGAGUCUCGAUUCUAAGGUAACAGAAGAGCUUCUGCGUGAGCUGUUUGUUCAGGCAGGGCCUGUGGAAGACGUAAAAAUUCCAAAGGAUAACACUGGCCGGACCAAGAACUUCGCUUUCGUCACAUUUGUUCAUCCGGAAUCGGUCGGCUACACCCUAGCACUCAUGGAUGGCAUUUCGCUCUACGGCCGACGGAUUAGAAUGGAGCGGAGGCCGCAUGCAACUGUCGAUGACACAUACGUGAACAUGAUGAAAAGGCACUACGAGUACAUGGAUUCCGUCAGAGCGAGCGCCUACACGUUUAACCAUCCUGGUGACAUGUGGAGCUCAUCUUGCACACCUCAGGUCCAAGGACCACCGAGAGUUCAGAUGGCUAUGGACGGGCCAAUGUCAUUUGCUUCUGAGCGUUCAUUCGGGCCUGAAUCUGCCCCAUUUCGUCGCGAGUACAACCGAUCUGAAGUCUACCCGCCUGUCAACGAUUCCAAACGCUACGAUCGCUACCAUGGUCAAGAUCGCCAUGAUCGACAAGGUCGCCAUGAUCGACAAGAUCGCCACGAUCGACAAGAUCGCUACUUUCAAGCACCUGACCACUACAGAGGAUCUUUCAGGGAAUUUCGCUGUGACACAGAAGACCCAGACAUGCACAGCAAGCACCGUGGACAAAAUGGAUACGACAGAAGGUAUGAGGAGCCAAGGCACAGAAGGCCUGAAGACCGAGGUGACUAUCUCACGAGGAGACGCCGUUAUUGAUAGUGCAUCUCGCUAAAGCACCGCUACCACGUCUACUGGCUAUGUGUGUAAUUGAUUGGUUUUCUCAUUGUGCUCUCGUUAUUCAUACAAGAACAUUUAUUCAUAUUCAUAUUUGUGCCACAGGUGCUGCAUUAACAAUGUACUUAAAAAUUCCAUUGUUUGCUCAUUGGAUUCACAGUUUCCGUUUCACCAGUUGUUUUAUCACACACAUGGCACAUAGAGCCAUUCGCAAUAUUGAAAUGUUAACAGGCUUUUGUACGGGCAGUGAAUGCCAUCCUAGAAGGUACUUGGGCGGCAUUUUGCUCACCUUUAGUUCACUAUGGUAUGUUUGCUGUUGACGCAUAGACAUUUGCAUGUGGUGAAAAAUAAUUGACAAUUUUUGUGCAACAUAAAUGAGACAGUCAGUGAUAUUACUGCCUGUGUUACUUAUUCACAGCUGGUACCAACAGUAUAUUUUAUGUGCUUGAAUUACAUUUUGAGGCACAGGCAUUGUCAAGUCAAUUAGGAAGCAGCAGCAUCUAGCAUGCUCUGCGUUAAAUUUUCAUGGGGCUUUUCGUUUCGUUUGAUAUUGUUGUAAAAAUACUUUGUGACAAGAGCUGAAAACUUUUAAGGCAAUCUUUAAAAGCAAUCUGAUUGCCUUUGUCAUGUUAAUUGGCUUUGUAAAGCUUGUAUUGUGAAGCUUUUUAUUUAAGGCUUACAAAACUAAGGCUAGUUCCCCUAAAUCUGCCUCUAUUGUUUAGAAUUUUUAGGAAGUGCACACUGUAAAUAGCUGUUAAGAAAUUGUACCUGUGCAUGGCUUGUGAUGUAUAUCUUCCUCAUUGCAAUUGUAAUGCAUUUCACUCAAGUGUAGUGCAUGCUAUUGCAGCAGUCUUACAUGUAGAGAAGUGGGACUCUCUCAGAGAGUAGUCCUUCUGGGUGAGGAAAUAUGCUCCUGUACAAAUCAUUUCAUCUUUUCAGACCGGACACCAGUCAUCUUAUCACUGCAUAUUUUGUUGUGAUAUGCAAUACAGAGUUUUAAUGGGUCAGCUUCAUUCGUACAAAAUGUAACAUCUUCACUUUGCACUUGGGCAUUCAUUGGUUUGACGUACAUUUGGACUUGGCAAAAUGUCACUACAACUUGUUGUCACUAAUUUUUAUAUGUCAUCAUGUGUCAUGGAGAAAAAAAAAACAACUAAAAAGUACCUGAGCACACUGCUGUAUAUAGUCUUUUUCUUUUGUAGUUGCUCAUCAUCAGAUCUCACUUUUAUUUUUGGGAACAUGACCAGUAAGCUCAAAAUACAUUCUUGUGCCAACUGUUAUGGUUUUAUUUGAAAGAUGAGUGUAUCUUUUAUUUUUAUUUUGAAAAUUGUGUGCAGUGUUUUGGCAACUUGACUGUCGGAAGGCGUUCAUGAAAAGUAGUUAAUUGAACUAACUGAUUUGCUUGGUUAAUGCAGCCUUAUUUCAGGCACGAGGAUAAGGGUUUUUGUUUGUGGAACACAGAUGUCUUAAUAAAGAUGUGAGCUCUACUC